Messenger RNA from Medioppia subpectinata, 1314 nucleotides. The record is from the annotation of a GenBank genome assembly. NCBI's taxonomy places the organism in Eukaryota, Metazoa, Arthropoda, Arachnida, Sarcoptiformes, Oppiidae.
AAUCACGGCUAUAAUUAUAAACAAUUAGUUAUCAUUAUACAGGGAACGGUAUACUCGGCCAUUGGGCCGGCCCUGGUUGAUUUAAAAUACAUUCUGGACACCACUAUGGACAAAAUAUCGCUCAUAUUCAUAUUUCAAGCUGCAGGUUUAGUUAUGGGCGCUUUGUUUGGUCUAUUAACCAAACACCUGAACCGGCAACUGAUGCUAACAGCCCUGUUGACCAUGAUGUCAGUGGCCAGCCUAUUGAUACCCUGGUCACAGCGUCUAUCACACCUGUACUUAUACAACGGUAUAUUUGGUAUGGGCGCCGGCGCCUGGAUUAACGCCAAAAACGUCUGGACCAUUGAGUUGUGGCAGCACAGGUCGGCACCCGUACUACAACUAUCCGCCCUUAUGUUUGGUGUGGGCAGUAUUCUGGGCCCUCUUAUCGACGACCCGUAUCUGAUUGGUCACAUCAAACAACUGACUGUUAUAGACAAUACACCGAUUGAUGGCCUGACCGGUGCCGUCGGCAAUGAUAGCGCCGGUAGUUUCGAUGUAAACGUUACGGUCAUUGAGGAUCAACGGCUACAUAACGUUAGGUCGCCUUUCGUUAUAUGCGCUAUCAUUCAGAUCAUCGGUCCAAUACUACUGAUAAUCAUGUAUUUCCUGCGAAAGUACGAGAAAGGGGGCGACAAAUACAUGGAGAUCGAGGACAGGGCGGACAUCGAACGGAAGGCCACCAUCGCUCGCAUACCGUACCUUAAAUUCUCAAUCAUAGCCCUCGUCUCUCUAUUCCUGGCGUUUCACAUGUCGUCGGAGCAAAACACGCAACAAUUCUCGGCCACAUUCUUCCAGGACAUACAGAUGAAACUGACGGCCAGUAAGUCGGCCGAAGUGGUAUCGGCUAUGGCUGUGGCCAACACUGUGGGUCUGGCCGUAUCGGUGCUGGUCUCGGCUGUGGGCGUACGGCCCCAGUAUAUGAUAACCUAUCACUUGUUGUUUAUAUUUGCCGGCCUUAACAUACUUUUCCUGGACGAGACGUCCGAGUUGUUGCUAUACGUGGGCAGUCUAUUGCUGUCCUACGGGUUUAGCGCCGUAUACCCGGCUGUUUUCGCACUCGCCUCCCGCUAUAUCGACGUGACCGACACGAUUGGCACAGUGUUUAUGGUCUCGUCGGUGGUGUUGAACCUAUUCCUGCCGUUUGUGAUUGGUUUGUAUAUCGAGGUCUACGUGUAUGUGCUGUUGGUGUCCAUAGCGGCUAAUCUGGCCAUAACUGUCAUUGUGUUUAUAUUUUUACAGCAACUCAUUAAUAAAUAUUGUAAAUAGUUAUUU